Acipenser ruthenus (sterlet) is the source of this 1694-nucleotide messenger RNA. RefSeq names its product PRELI domain containing 1b (gene prelid1b). The record is from RefSeq and is a predicted model, not a curated record. Bases 281 to 925 code for a protein of 214 amino acids. NCBI's taxonomy places the organism in Eukaryota, Metazoa, Chordata, Actinopteri, Acipenseriformes, Acipenseridae. Gene Ontology annotation, biological process: phospholipid transport. Gene Ontology annotation, cellular component: mitochondrial intermembrane space. Gene Ontology annotation, molecular function: phosphatidic acid transfer activity. The transcript has 6 exons.
GUUUUGCAGCUUUCCAUCGCGUCGUCUCCGAUGAUCACGUUGGGAGGGAUUUCCGUUUCACGACACACUCAUUGCACAAGAUGUUAGAAAACACGGACUUGUUGGGUUAACUAAGAUGGAGGGGAGUGCAGAUGGGUUUUAAAACUAUAGUACGUGUGUUUUAAAUCUGUUUAAACCAAGUAACCGACUCAACAAGAAAUCCUCUGAACAGCUGGAAUGACGUGUUAGGCAAAGCCAGUAUUGGAUUUUGUCCAUAGCGGGAUUGGCAGCAGUGGGAACAAUGGUGAAGUAUUUCUUCAGUCAGACUGAUAUCAAAAGCUCAUGGGAACAUGUCUUCUCUGCAUUCUGGCAGAGGUAUCCAAACCCUUUCAGCAAACACGUGCUCACAGAAGAUGUUGUCUUCCGCGAGGUGACGCCAGACAACACGCUCAUUUCAAGACGUCUCCUGACAAAGACCAAUCACUUGCCUCGCUGGGCAGAGAAGAUAUUUCCAUCUAAUUUGGCACGGUCUGUGUUUGUUAUCGAAGACUCUGUUGUGGACCUGAAGAAUAAAACUCUGACCACAUUUUCAUGGAACAUUAACCACACAAGACUUCUGGUUGUGGAAGAAAGGUGUGUUUAUAGUAUGAGCCAAGAAAAACAAGCCUGGUCCCUGGCCAAACGAGAAGCUUGGAUCUCGUCAGGGGUGUUUGGUUUCUCCAGGGCAAUUCAGGAGUUUGGACUGGCCAGGUUUAAAAGCAAUCAGAUCAAAGCCACGAGAGGACUGGAGUAUGCUCUGUCCACCUUGCACGGUGAUGGACCGUCCAGACCUCUGAAAGACAAGGAAGCGAUGGAAAAAACUAAAGAAACUGCACUAGCCACCUCCGAAAAGGCCAAAAACCUGGCCUCUGUAGCUUCUCCACAUAAAUCAAACCAGUUUGUGUAAAACUAUUAAUAGUUAUUAUUAUUGUGCUGGGUAUUGUGUGUUAUUAUAAUACAUUUCAGAAUGUAUGGAAGUCACUGCAGUGUACUGUACUACAGCAAAGCUUGCAGACUGAAGCUCCUUUUAAUUCUCAGGUACUAUAUGAAACCAUGAAUUGAACAAUGUUUUAAAUUUUUGCAAAGUAACUGCAUUCCUUUUAUAUUAAAAAUUCAAUAUUUAAAUGUUUGUCUGGAAGUAAUUGCACGGAAAACAAUGCAGUUACCAGCAUGAAUGAUUAUACGAAUGAAUAGCUGUUGCCUGCAAGCUUUUCAGAAGAGGAUAUUGUUUUUGUUGACGGGUUGACUGCUGUGAUCAAGCAAGCUGCACAGUUCAAUAAUGAAAAAGAAUGUACUGCUUAGAAGGACUACAUGGGAGUAACUGUACCGCGGUGUAUUACAGUCCUUUCAUGGUUUCAUCUCUGGUUUCCAGAUUCAGUUUUACAGUUGUGCUUCUCCUUUUUAUGUGACUUUUGUAGCACAGAAUUGUAGGGUCAGAUUUGUGGUGCAAGGUGUGGUUAAAUUAUUUUAACUGUAAAAACUUUAUAUUGCAAGGUCCUAUGUAGCUAAAUUUACUGCACUGAACACAAAAAGACGAAACUUGGAAGGAGGUCUUAUUUUCGUGCAUUGUACUGUACCUCUUAGAUUAUUUUUAAUAGAUGUUUUUUAUAAUGUAUUUGUCUAUUUCUUUUUGCCAGAAAGAAAACUUUAAAUAAAAUAACUGCAGUUUCAAUUUC